GCAUGUUAAAGUCACUUCCCUUGUGAUUACCCUAAUUUGAAAACUUUAAUGGCAACUUAACUUAUGUUGCAGUAUAAAAGCUUUCUCCUAACCAAAAGAAGCAAAAAAUAAUCAAGCAAAUGGCAAGUUUCAAUGUUAUGCUACUAGUUUUGGAGUUUUGGUUAUUAUGGCAAGUGGAGAAGUGGCUCUUGAUGUAUGAUCCAAUCAAAGUAAAUAAUUAUGAAGCCAGAUGACAUUGCAUUCAAGAUUCGUUGCCUAGCAUUGCUGCCAUGAACUUAUCAAAUUUGUCAAUUUUGCCAUGAUGCAUAUGAUGACUUGCAGUAUUUAUUUACUGCCGGAAGCAGAUGGCUUAAGGGGAGAGAGUCUAAAACUCAGAAAUUCUAAUAGGUAUUGUACCUUAGAAAUAAGGGAAUCCAAAUCCCACAUAUGCCAUGUAAUUUAUGUUAUUUUUUAGUAUUUUUGUCUUGACAAUUUUUUAGAAAAUUAAAGCAAAAGUUGAAAAGUGAAAUCAUAUUCGAUCAAAAUAAAUGGAAAAUUAAAAUGUGUUCGGUCAAGUAUGCCAUGACGCAAUGGUGAAGAAAAGAGCUCUUCAAAAUUCUAAAUACAACUAUAAUUUUAUCAAAGAGUGCUCAAAAAUGGAAUAAGUGGUCUUUAGUUAGCAAUAUCUCACCAAGUCCUUCUCCUUGCGAAGAAUGAUGAUUAUUCAUUGAAGCUUCCCCUGUAUUUACGUUCAAGUGCAAACUAAAAGCUCUAAAAUUCAUAUACUAUUCUCCUUCCACAAUUUAAUUGUUCAAAAUGGGACUUGCACACCACAAAAAUAACGCAAAACAACAAUGUUUGAAAACAGAAAAGAACUUGACUCUCUUAGUUAUCACUUAAUUUUCACCCAUAGCAAUUUACCAUUCUUUCCUCGCGGAUUCUUCCUUGAAAGAACAUCAUAACAGAUCUUUGACCCAAGAGACCAUCACCAGGCGCUUUCAUAGGUAUUAUAGAGAUUUGUUUAAAAAAGGGUUAGGUCAAGUGAAAUUGUCGAGAAAUGUUUGUUUUCCCUAUUUCCCUUGGAAACUAGACUCUUUUGGUCGUUGUCUAGCGUCUACUUUACGCAAUUGCUAUUUUCCUUUAUAAACAUUAGUAAACAUAACAGCUAAUUCCCCUCAUCUUCUUUGAAUCUUCCUGGAAGGAGCCUCAUAGCAUAUCUAUGAUCCAAAAGACCACCACUAGGCGCUUUCACAGUUAUCAUAUAUAGAUGCAAUCGAAAUAACAGUUGGGCAGCGUAAAAAGAAAUUGUCGACAGAUGUUUUAUUCUUUCCUUGGAAAUUGAUCCGUUGUUCUCUUGCUUCAUGCUCAAACUUGACGGUGUUUUUAGUUUCUGAUAAAUAGAAGCAAAGGGAACUGUCUCAAACACCAGCUUGAGAUAUCUUCCUCUUGCACCUCCUCCUUAUGUCGUCGUUACCAUCAUCAUCAUCAUCUUCUUCUUCUCGACAGAAAUAUGAUGUUUUCUUGAGUUUUAGAGGUGAAGAUACCCGCAAAAACUUCACUGAUCAUCUAUAUGCUGCUUUAAAAAAGAAUGGAAUCGAGACUUUCAGGGAUGAUCCAAGGCUUGAGGCCGGAGAAGAAAUCGCACCAGAACUCUUGAAAGCAAUUCAAGAAUCAUGGUGUUCACUAAUCGUUUUCUCAAAAACGUAUGCUUUUUCAAGUUGGUGCUUGGACGAGCUUGCUGAGAUUGUUGAACAGAGAGAAAAGAGGAGGCAUAAAAUUUUCCCAAUUUUUUAUGAUGUGGAUCCAUCUGAUUUGAGAAAACAAACAGGAAGAGUUGCUGAAGCCUUUUCCAAACAUGAAGAGAGAUACAAGGGAACUAAAGACAAGAUCCAAAGAUGGCGAACUGCUUUAACUGAAGUGGCUAAUAUCAAAGGAUGGCAUUUAAACAACAGACAUGAAUCAGAAUUUAUUGGAGAUAUUGUUAAAAAGAUAUCAGCAAAAUUAUGUCAAACAUAUCCGAUUGGCCAUGAUGAGUUUAUUGGAAUUAAUUCACGGUUGGAAAAGUUGCAUUUGAAAAUAGACAUUGGUGAAGAUGAUGUCCGCAUUAUUGGAAUUUGUGGUAUGGGCGGCAUUGGUAAAACUACUUUUGCAAAAGUUGUUUAUUCUCAAAUGUCACCUCAUUUUGAAGGUAAAAGCUUUCUUGCUGAUGUUCGAGAAGUUUCAGAGAAAUGUGGACUUGUUUCUUUGCAGAAACAACUUCUUUCUCAGAUAUUGCCAGAAGAAGGUUUUAAUCUAUUCAAUGUUCAUGAAGGGAAUGCCAUGAUUAGUCGCAGGCUAUCUCACAAGAAGGUUCUUGUUGUUAUUGAUGAUGUUGAUAACUUUCAACACUUAAAAUGCUUGGUUGGGAGGCGAGAUUGGUUUGGUUUAGGGAGCAGAAUCAUUGUAACAACAAGAGAUGAACAUUUGCUCCAAUCCUAUGGAAUGGAUGAUGUGUAUAAGCCUCCAACAUUGGAUGAUGAUGAAGCACUUCAUCUUCUCAAUUUGAAAGCUUUCAAGAGUGAUACAGUGCCAGAGAAUGAUUUCAUUGAGCUUUCUAAACAAGUUGUAGCAUACGCUGGUGGUCUUCCCCUAGCUCUUGAAGUUAUCGGUUGUUUUUUGUGCGGUAGAGAUGCAGCUCAAUGGAGAAGUGCAAUUGAAAGACUUCAAAGAGAUUUUGACAAGGAAAUUCAUGACAGACUUCUAAUAAGCUUUGAUGGAUUAGAAGAAACAGAGAAGAACAUUUUUCUAGAUAUUGCAUGCUUCUUUAAAGGGGGUGAGAAAGAUUUUGUAACUAACAUACUAGAUGGUUGUGGUUUCUUCGCAGAAAUUGGAAUAAAUCGUCUCAUUGAGAAGUCUCUCAUAAAAGUUUGGGGCAAAUUUUUGUGGAUGCAUGAUUUGCUACAAGAGAUGGGAAGAAAAAUUGUUCGACAAAAAUCACUUGAUGAACCUGGAAAACGUUGUAGAUUGUGGGAGGAAAAUGAUGUUUAUCAUGUUUUAACAAAAAAUACGGCUACCGACGCAAUUGAGGGCAUGAUCAUCGACAAUAAAGGGGAACAGAACAACAUGUUCACUUUGAAUGCUGAUGCCUUCUUGAAUAUGAAAAAAUUAAGAUUGCUCAAAGUCUUUUAUCUCCCAGUUACUCGAGAUCUCAAAUAUCUUUCAAAUGAGUUACGGCUUUUAGAUUGGAGUGGAUAUCCUUUCAGAUCAUUGCCAUCAAGCUUCCAACCAGACAACCUUGUUGCACUUCUCCUACCUUAUAGCCACAUUGAACAACUAUGGAUGGGAGACAGAACUUUACCUAAAUUGAAAUUAGUCAACCUCCAAGGCUCCAAAAACCUGAUCAAAACGCUAGACUUCACAAGGGCUCGAUAUCUCGAAAGUUUGAUUUUGGAAGGUUGUUCCAGAAUAGUAGAACUUCCCUCUUCAAUUGGACAUCUCAGCAAUCUUGUUUUGUUAAAUCUGAAAGAUUGCAGUAACCUCGUGAAUCUCCCAAGCAGCAUAAAUGGGUUGAAAUGUCUUAAAACUCUUAAUCUCUCUGGCUGUUCUAAAGUUGAAACUUUACCAGAGAAUUUGCAGCAUGUAGAAUUUUUGGAGGAGCUUGAUUUAAGUAAAACUGCCAUAAGAAAACCUCCAUCCUUCAUUUUUCAAUUUAAAAGUCUGAAAGUUCUUUCUUUCAAUGGAUGCAAGGGACCGCCAUCAAAAGUACGACUGAAUUUGCCUUCUCUUUUCAAUGUAUUGCAAAGAAGAAGUUCGGAUUCCAUGGCUCUGAUGUUACCUUCUUUGUCAGGUUUGAGUUCUAUAACAAACCUGAAUCUAAGUGACUGCAAUCUUGGGGAAGGAGCUAUUCCUAGUGAUAUUGGGUGCUUAUCCUCUUUGAAGGUACUUGAUCUUAGUGGUAACCAUUUCGUCUACCUACCUGCAACUCUUAAUCGACUUUCCAAGCUUCAUCUUCUUAGAUUGUCAGAUUGCCGGGAGCUUAAAUCUUUGCCUGAGCUUCUUCUAACAGAUAUAUAUCCAACAGGAGAACCGAAUUCAACAAUUUGGGGAUAUAUUGCUGGUUUUAACUGCUACAAAUUGGCUAAGAAAAACAAUACUUUAACAAUGCUAAAAAAUCACCUUAAGGUAUCUAAUAAAGCAGGACGAUUAUUCGAUAUUUUUAUUACUGGAAGUGAAAUCCCAGAAUGGUUCUGCCAUCAGAGGGAUGAAUCUUCAAUAAAGAUACCACUGCCUCCUAAUAUUGGACAUGAUAAUCAGUUGAUGGGAGUUGCUUUCUGCUGCGUUUUUGUCUUUGCCUCCACCGAUGAUGAUGAUCGUUCGAAGUGCAUCUUCUGUAAAGCUGUUAUCCAUGGUAGAAAUAUUUUGGAUUUGAAUGAUAGUGGCUAUGGUUUUGACAGAGAAGACAGGUUGUCUUUGGACAUGGAGCACCUUUGGCUACGUUAUUAUUCUCGUGACAUGAUAUUUCCGUUAUUGAGUUCGUCUAGUACAGAUUGGGCAAAUCAAGAAUGCAAUGAAAUUGAGUUCUCAACGAGAGCCAGUCCAGGGCAAGUGAAGAAGUGUGGUGUUCAAAUAAUGUAUGAGAAAGAUUUGGAAGAGAUGGAAGAACUACAAGAGGAACACAACAGUCCAUCAAAUUCUGCAGAUCUUGACGAUAUCCAUUAAAACGUUGGUGGUGAUGAAGGGUCAGCAGGGAACGGGGUUGUCCUUGUAAAACGAAAACGUAAAAUCUACGAGGAGGAAGGAGGACCAAUUGACGAGAGUGACAGCCUUGAAGAAAGACCACAACCAAAACGUCUGGAAAAAAUUUUAAACUUUAUAGUGGGGAAGAAACUUUCUGGUAAACUUCUAAAUACUAAUCGCUAGACUUGAAUGAAUCCUUUCAUUUAUUUACAUGCUAAUCAAUAAAAUACGAGGAUUUCA
This is a messenger RNA of Durio zibethinus, 4935 nucleotides long. The record is from RefSeq and is a predicted model, not a curated record. NCBI's taxonomy places the organism in Eukaryota, Viridiplantae, Streptophyta, Magnoliopsida, Malvales, Malvaceae.